CUAAACUAUAACGUCAAUUUUAAAUCAAAAAGAAAUAAGAUUUAAAUCUUAAAAAUAAAAUUAAGAUGUUUAAAACUUGGCAAAAACCACUGCAUAAACGAAAAUUAUGGAAACAAAUGUCUGUUACAAGUAAAAUUGUUUACUAUAUGCGACCGUUUGUAGAACAAUUAAUUGAAAUUUGGCUGCAACCGUUGCCAUUCCCAACCAUUUUUAAAUUAAUAUACUCUGGCAUUUUGAAUAUCUUUCUUCUAAUGCCCAUUGUUUAUCCCAUAUUAAUUGUUAUUCUAUAUUAUGGAAUAGUACAAUACUUUUUUGAAAAAAGCUUGGAUAUGCGAUUUACUCAAAAUAUUGAUUUGAUACAUUUUCUAGAACAAUUAUUUUCAUUAGAAACCUUCAAAGAAAAUCAAAACUCCCUGUUUGUACCCUUCCUUAAGGAUAUCUAUGCCUUGGCUUGCUGCAUUGACUAUAUUCGACUUGCCUUGGCCAUAAUGAUGGGAUAAAAAUUGGGAAAGAAGUAAAUUAAAACUCUAGCUAUCUACAUGAAUUAUUUUAAAUUUUAUUUCAUCACUUUGUUUUAUAAAUGUUGAAUUCUUACCGUAAAAAUAAAAAUUAUAAUUUUAUUAUAAUACA
Molecule: messenger RNA, 630 nt
Organism: Stomoxys calcitrans (stable fly)
Lineage: Eukaryota; Metazoa; Arthropoda; Insecta; Diptera; Muscidae
Exons: 3
Coding region: 66-500 (144 amino acids)
Source: RefSeq, a predicted model, not a curated record